CCCCCCCCCCCACACCCACACCCACGUGCUUGCUGUCCCUGCCUUCCUGCCGUCGCACCGCUGAAAAUCUGCCGGCACUCUCCCGUUGCCCCAAAAUAUGAUGUCAACUCGCCCGCACUCGUCCCCAGCCCACACCCACCCCUCAGGAAAGAGCCACUCGUCACCCCCGGCCCUCGCGCUCAACCCGCGUGCCUGCCGUCCUCAGAUUCUUGCUGCUCCGGCCUCCUCCCGCUCGGUCUCGUCGUCGCGGUCGGCCACGCCGCCGUCGCCUGGCCCUGCCACCCGACCGGCCAUGCCGGCGCCGUCACACAUCCGGCGCAACCUCGCGGCUUCUUCGGCCCAGACUCCGUCGCCGCGCGACGACUUUGGCGACUCUGCUCACUCCUCCCGUCCGGGAACCGCUGGCGCUCUCUCGCUUCUCACCAACGCCGCCGCCGCCUCCUCGGUCACCGCGCCCGAGCCGAUGCAGGUCACCAAGCCGACUGCCGUCAAGGCCGAGUCCGUGGCCCCGCCGGUCCAGGCGCCGGCGCCCACGCCUGCUCCCGCACCUGCGCACGCACCUGUGCGUGCGCCCGCACCUACGCACGCACCUACGCACGCGCCGGCGCAUCCACCUGCGCACCCUCCUCCCGCGGUGCACCCUGGCCAUGAUGCACACGCCCAGGUGCAGGCCCGCGUCCGCGCACAGGCUGCCGCUGCUGCGCAGGCCCAGGCUAUGUUCUACAUGCAAAUGAUGCAGGGCAUGCAGGGUAUGCAGGGUAUGCAGGGUAUGCAGGGCGGCCAGGUCCCGCCGCAGGCUCUCAUGUCGAUGGGCAUGUCGCUCGCUAUGGCCGCCAUGGGCGUCCCGCCGGCGCACAUGAUGAACGCCGCCGCCGCAGCAGCAGCCGCGCAGGCACAUGGCCACCACGCCGGUUUCCCGCCCAACACCCGUCCGCCGAUGCCGCCGAUGGCUCAAGCGCCGGCCCGCCCCGCCCACACCAACCCGUCGUCGCCGUCGGGCGCCGUCAACCCGGGCCUCCACCAGCUCGCCUCGAUGGCCCUGCUCAGCGGGCCCAAGGACGCUGCUGACCACCUCUCGUACAAGCGUAAGAUGGAUUCGUCCAUGGCCACCAUGGGCGUCCCGCCGUCCAAGCGCAUGCGCCCGCUCGGCUCGUUCACCUCGGCCGUCUCGUCGUCGACCCCUGCUCCGCCGCGCUUUACCCUCCUCCUGCGCCAGCUCAAGUCGACCAUGCCCGAGCUCACCGACCUGCCGCUCUCGCAGCUCGCCAUCCUCAACCACGCCAUCGACGCCAUCGUCGCCCUCCAGGACCACCACGCCGCGCUCACUAACAAGGUCGCGGCCGCUGGCGGUGCCACUCUUACGGCUUCCUCUGUCGCCUCGGACAAGAUCGCCCGCCUGGAGAAGCUCCGCGCUCAGCGCAUCGCCAUGCAGGCCGAGCUUGCCGCCCUCGAGGCCUAACACGCCCGAUAUCUCUUGCUUUAUUGCAUCCCCCGUGCCCACUGCCGUUCGAACGCGCGACGGCGCGCCCCACAGUGAACGAAACAAUGGACCGCA
Messenger RNA from Thecamonas trahens ATCC 50062, 1555 nucleotides. RefSeq lists its product as uncharacterized. The record is from RefSeq and is a predicted model, not a curated record. The transcript has a single exon. Lineage: Eukaryota; Apusomonadida; Apusomonadidae. Bases 98 to 1459 code for a protein of 453 amino acids.